AUGAGUUGCCAAGCAUUUACUUCAGCCGACACCUUCGUCCCCUUGAAUUCUGACUCUUCUCCCGCUCUGCCUCUGAUAAUGCAUCAUAGCGCUGCAGAAUGCUUGCCCGUCUCCAACCAUGCUACCAAUGUCGUAUCUACAGUCCCGUCUGUUUUGUCUUUGGUCCAUACUCCUAAAUGUUCCUACGUGCACUUCUCCAUGGCGACUUUGGGAAAUGCAUCUACAGGUCUUCAUUAUUCAGUCCCUUCCUGUCAUUAUGGAAACCAACAGUCUACCUAUGGGGUGAUGGCAGGUGGCCUGACCCCUUGCCUUUAUAAAUUCCCUGAACAUGCGCUGAGUGCCAGUUCCUGUGCUCUGGGGCAUGGCUUCACUCCCAUGCACCAGUCUAUCCUUGGAGAUGAUCCCGCAGCCACUGACUUCAAGCAGGAAUUCCGCAGAAAAACCAAGUCUGUUGAAGAGCCAAUAGACAUGGAUUCCCCUGAAAUCAGGGAACUGGAAAAGUUUGCCAAUGAGUUCAAACUGAGGAGAAUUAAGCUAGGCUAUACACAAACAAACGUUGGAGAAGCCCUGGCAGCUGUGCAUGGCUCUGAAUUCAGUCAAACAACUAUUUGCCGAUUUGAAAAUUUGCAGCUAAGCUUCAAGAAUGCCUGCAAACUGAAAUUGAUAUUAUCCAAGUGGCUGGAAGAAGCAGAACAAAUAGGAGCUUUAUACAAUGAAAAAGUUGGCGUGAAUGAGCGGAAAAGAAAGCGCAGAACCACCAUAAGCAUUGCUGCUAAAGAAGCUCUAGAGAGAAACUUUGGGGAACAAAGUAAGCCUUCUUCUCAAGAGAUUAUGAGGAUGGCUGAGGGGCUUAACCUUGAGAAGGAAGUUGUGAGAGUUUGGUUUUGCAACCGAAGACAAAGGGAAAAGAGAGUGAAGACAAGUUUACACCAGAACACCUUUAGUUCCAUUAUGAAGGAGCAUCACGAGUGCCGGUAA
Terrapene triunguis (Three-toed box turtle) is the source of this 978-nucleotide messenger RNA. It is a transcript of the gene POU1F1, whose product is annotated as POU class 1 homeobox 1. Bases 1 to 978 code for a protein of 325 amino acids. The transcript has 6 exons. Gene Ontology annotation, biological process: regulation of transcription by RNA polymerase II. NCBI's taxonomy places the organism in Eukaryota, Metazoa, Chordata, Testudines, Emydidae. The record is from RefSeq and is a predicted model, not a curated record. Gene Ontology annotation, molecular function: DNA-binding transcription factor activity, RNA polymerase II-specific; RNA polymerase II cis-regulatory region sequence-specific DNA binding.